CAUAUUGAAACUUUGCAUUCUCAUAUUACUACUAUUUGGCAAUUGAAUGAAAAAAUCUUAGGUUGAAUAUCUGGAAAAAAGGCUUAGCUAUUGAAAGUUAUGGUGUAGUGAUAGUUACAAGUGUGAGAACUAUCUGGGCAAAGAUCAACCACAGCUUGGUGAUGAGAUUUUUUUACUGUGUUUUGGCUAGAUAUUUUUCUGAUAACAAUGGAGUGAUGUCUUCUUCAAUUUUUCAGGCCAAUACUCCAACUUUUGCCUGUGCUAGCUGUUACAAACUGUAAAAAAUUUACAUGAUAUUCAGCAGGCUGAGCUUCUUUGUUGUAGCUUCAGUUACAGCUUUAGCUGUUUCUCAGAUUAACUUUACUGACUCUUCCAGGAAGACUAAAUCUUCAAAUAUCAAACACUCAGAGAAAAAUGGCACAAGCUUUAAACAGACUGAAGAAGAAGAAGAAGAAAAGAUUAAAGAUAACUUAUCGCAGGAUGAGAAAGCAGAGAAAGAAGAGGAGGUUGAAAGGGUCAUAUGGAAGGUGAAAACACAUAUUUUGAUGAAGGAAUUGGAGAAGAGGAAGAUGGUGCUUGAGAGAAAAUCGCUUGAGCUAUAUGGUCUAAAAGAACAGCAGGCAUACAUUGCUCAAAUGCAAGGGCAAUUAGAGGACAAGAUGACAGAGAUUAAUAUGCUUGGAGGAACUGCCAAUACAUUGUGCAGUGAGAUAAAGAAUCUUAGAGAAGAGAUGAAACAGAAUAUCUUGCCAAAGUUGCAGCUUGAGGGAGACAAAAAGAUGGUAGAGGAUUUCGAGAAGAAGAUGAAUGUCAAUGCAAGCCAGAUGAAGCCGCAGUUAGUGAUGCUUGAAGAACAAGUAUCAGAAUUUCAGUGCAACAAUGGAAACCAUAAAAACAAAGACAUAAUUGCGAAGAAGCUUAAAGCUGCUAAACGUACAAAGUUGGAAUAUGUGGAGAUGCAGAGGAUAAACAAAGAACUUGAGCUGGAAAAGAGGGAAUUGACAAUUAAAUUAGUUGGUGCUCAAGCCAGAAUUACUUCCCUUUCCAACAUGACACAGGAAAAAAUCUUGGGAAAGAUAGAGGAAGAGGUGAGAAUUUUGAGGCAUAACAAUGAAGACCUGUCGAAAGAAGUUGAAAAGCUGCAGAGAAACAAAUUUAACAUGGUUGAAGAACUGGUUUACCAGAAAUGGCUUAAUGCCUGUCUAAGGUUUGAAACACAGCAACAUCAAACAGCAUCAAGAAGGGCCUCUUGUGAUCUCAACACUUAUGCAACCCACAAGGCUGAAAAGGAAGCUAAACAACUGGUUUUAGACCUUAGUUUUGACAUGAGUUCUUCUCCCACUUCAUCUUCAAAUGAGAGCAAUGAAAUUGACAGUUCCACUAGUACUAAAAGCCCUUCAAGUUCAAACAGCCAGAGAAGCAUUAACAAUAAGAAAUCUGGUUUUGUGCAUAGCAUCAAAGCGUGGGGAAUAAGAAGAAGCAAGGAUGACUCGGGAAAUUGUCUAAUUCGCCGCCACUCUAUUUCAAUGGUUCCAUCAAACAGGCCUAAAAUGGUGCAAGACUCCACGGAGUCUCCGGAUAUGCUGAAUCUCCCACGUGUAAGCAGAGUUUCUUUUUGUGAUUCAGUUGAAAAUCUUAUUCCAGAUGCACCAAAAUCAGUUGAAGAAGUAACAGAUGACAAGGAAAUGUGCGCUGAGAAGUCUGAGCCAAGCUCAACAACUAUUGAUGCCAUUGCCAGCACCAUUGGUGAAGCAACUCUGGUCGGCUCUUCGAAUGUUUCAAGCUUGGAAUCCAUCAGAACGGAUAGCUUGAAUACAGAAAUUGGCAGGAGGAUUGAAAAGUCUAGUGAUUUUGGUGGUGAAAAUCAGGUUGACAAAAGCAUUGUUCACCUUGUAGCCGUAUUUCUCUUGUUUCUCUUCAUGCUGCUUGUUUAUUUAGUACUUGUUAAUGCUGGGAUUUAUUAAGCUUAAUAGAUGAUUAUCUGCUAAUCACACA
Messenger RNA from Mangifera indica (mango), 1995 nucleotides. Its product is annotated as protein CHUP1, chloroplastic-like. The coding region runs from base 291 to 1964 and encodes 557 amino acids. The transcript has 4 exons. Gene Ontology annotation, biological process: chloroplast organization. Lineage: Eukaryota; Viridiplantae; Streptophyta; Magnoliopsida; Sapindales; Anacardiaceae. The record is from RefSeq and is a predicted model, not a curated record. Gene Ontology annotation, cellular component: chloroplast outer membrane.